Messenger RNA from Trifolium pratense (red clover), 2080 nucleotides. Its product is annotated as threonine dehydratase biosynthetic, chloroplastic-like. The transcript has 10 exons. NCBI's taxonomy places the organism in Eukaryota, Viridiplantae, Streptophyta, Magnoliopsida, Fabales, Fabaceae. Gene Ontology annotation, biological process: L-threonine catabolic process. Gene Ontology annotation, molecular function: pyridoxal phosphate binding; threonine deaminase activity. The record is from RefSeq and is a predicted model, not a curated record. The coding region runs from base 83 to 1891 and encodes 602 amino acids.
UCAUUUUUGAACUAUAAUAAUACUAAUACUAGUACAGUACGAACUUGACUCUCCAAAAUCUGUGUCCGAAAUCAAUCAAUCAAUGUCCCAAACCAUGGAGGCGUUACGGUUAUCCACGCCGCAACCACUCCUCCAUCGCCACCACACUCUCCACAGAAUGCACCGCACAACGCUUCAUUCAAACCCUCGUUUCAACCCUUUCAUCGCCGCCGCACUUUCCAAACCCGUAGACACUGUUUCCUCUCCUUUACUCUCUUCCGUUGAGUCAUCGCCAGUGUCUAUUCCUCCAUUGAAAGUUUCGUCCAAUUCCCUUCAGUAUCCACCUGGUUAUCUCGGAGCUGUUCCUGACCGCUCAUAUUCCGAUGACGGCAAUGUCUUAGUUAGUCCUAUGUUAUAUUUGACCAGUAUACUCACUUCUAAGGUCUAUGAUGUUGCUAAAGAAACCCCUCUUGAAUUGGCGCCAAAGCUUUCCGAAAGACUUGGUGUUAAUAUUUGGCUUAAACGAGAAGAUCUUCAACCCGUAUUCUCAUUUAAGCUCCGUGGAGCUUAUAAUAUGAUGGCUAAACUUCCUUUGGAUGUUUUGGAGAAAGGGGUUAUAUGUUCUUCAGCUGGAAAUCAUGCUCAAGGAGUUGCAUUGGCCGCUAAGAGAUUGAAUUGCAACGCCGUUAUUGCAAUGCCCGUUACUACUCCCGACAUCAAGUGGAAAUCUGUGGAGAGGCUGGGUGCUACUGUUGUCCUUAUUGGAGAUUCCUAUGAUGAAGCACAAGCAUAUGCUAAGAACCGCGCUAAAGAGGAUGGUCGUACAUUCAUACCCCCUUUUGAUCAUCCUGAUGUCAUUAUGGGUCAGGGAACUGUAGGGAUGGAAAUUGUACGCCAAAUGAAGGGUCCGGUUCAUGCAAUCUUUGUGCCUGUGGGAGGUGGUGGUCUCAUUGCUGGGAUUGCUGCUUACGUGAAGAGGAUAAAUCCAGAGGUGAAGAUAAUUGGGGUGGAACCCAAUGAUGCAAAUGCAAUGGCUUUGUCACUUCAUCAUGGCCACAGAGUGAUGCUGGACCAGGUCGGAGGAUUUGCAGAUGGUGUGGCUGUUAAAGAGGUUGGUGAGGAAACUUUUCGUUUGUGCAAAGAGUUGGUAGACGGCGUUGUUCUUGUAAGCCGUGAUGCAAUUUGUGCAUCAAUAAAGGACAUGUUUGAGGAAAAAAGGAGCAUAUUAGAACCAGCAGGCGCUCUUGCUCUUGCUGGAGCUGAGGCAUACUGCAAGUAUUAUGGGCUCAAGGGGGAAAAUGUUAUAGCAAUAACCUCUGGAGCAAACAUGAAUUUUGAUAAACUUAGGAUAGUAACUGAACUUGCUAAUGUUGGUCGUAAACAAGAAGCUAUACUGCAAACUAUCUUGCCGGAGGUGCCUGGCAGUUUCAAACAGUUUGCUGAAUUGGUGGGGCAGAUGAAUAUUACAGAAUUCAAAUACCGAUAUAAUUCCAGUGAAGAAGCUGUUGUCCUUUACAGUGUUGGGGUUCACACAGCCUCAGAACUAAAAGAAAUGCAGGAGAGAAUGGAAUCUUCUCAACUUGAAACUCACGAUCUCUCCGAUAUGGACUUGGUGAAAGAUCAUUUUCGUCACCUGAUGGGAGGCCGACCGAAUAUUCAGAACGAGGUUCUUUGUCGUUUUACCUUUCCAGAAAGACCUGGUGCUUUGAUGAAAUUUUUGGACUCCUUCAGUCCACGUUGGAAUAUCAGUUUAUUCCACUACCGUGCGCAGGGUGAAACUGGAGCAAAUGUAUUAGUUGGAAUACAAGUUCCAAGCAGUGAGAUGGAUGAAUUCCAUGAUCGUGCCAACGGACUUGGGUAUGAAUAUAAUGUGGUGGUUAAAACCGUUGCCACACAGCGUUUAAUAUAUUGAUCGAAUUGUUUUAGGAACUUGUCACUACAAAUUAUUGUGUAUUUUAGUGCAGUAGAUUAUCAUAUACUAUUUAUUUCAAUAGUGAACUUCAAAGAUUGGUAGAGGAAAUGACGAAUAGCGAAUGGCCUCCAAAACUUUCACAAGUUGACUCAAGGAAUUAACAAUUUUUACAUUAUGUGGUACUUAAUA